GGAUUAUACGGGGAGAUACGAAUGCCUGACUGCGGAUGAUGGGUGCCUGCAGAGACAGACGAGAGGGAGGUCGAGCUCGAGUUAUGUGCAUCGGGGUAGAAUAGGGGUGGCGGUAUCUCCCGGGGUUCGAGUCGGCGGACCUUCUUCGAUCGGAGUCGUGUGUCACCCGAGGAUUUGAUUUCUCCGGAGUGGUACGUGCUUAGGCGAAUUUACUCGAAGGAGAGUGCUGCUGCAACGGGGAAUUGACUGAUUGACUGUUUAAACCGAGGCUCUGGUUUUCGAAUCAAUAAUCGUCAACAAUGGGCGGUCAAGUCUUACCUCCUAAGGAGGCCAAUCUCUUCAAGCUCAUCGUGAAAUCAUAUGAAACGAAGCAAUACAAAAAAGGUUUAAAGGCUUCAGAUCAAAUCCUUCGGAAGUUUCCUGAGCAUGGAGAAACUCUUGCAAUGAAGGGUUUGACCCUCAAUUGCAUGGACAGGAAAUCAGAGGCUUAUGAGCUUGUCCGUAAAGGUUUGAAGAACGAUGUCAAGAGUCAUGUGUGUUGGCACGUCUAUGGACUUCUAUACCGUUCUGACCGAGAUUAUCGGGAGGCCAUCAAGUGUUAUCGAUGUGCUCUUCGAAUUGACUCACAGAAUAUUCAAAUCCUUAGGGAUUUAUCGCUGCUUCAGGCACAAAUGCGGGAGCUACCUGGGUUUGUUGAGACCAGGAGACAGUUGCUGACAUUGAAGCCCAGUCAUCGCAACAAUUGGAUUGGCUUCGCCAUUGCUCAUCACGUAAAUCAUGAACCUGCGAUGGCUGUAAGUAUUUUGGACGCUUAUGAAGGCACCUUGGAGGAGGAUUUCCCCCCUGAAAGUGAGCGUUACGAGCACAGCGAAAUGCUACUUUACAAGGCUACUGUAUUGGAAGAAGCGGGGCAACCAGAGAAAGCAUUUGAAGAACUUGCGAAGAACGAAGGGAAAAUCGUGGACAAGUUAGGACUCAGAGAACACAAGGCAUCGCUGCUCUUGCAAAUUAACCGUUCAGCUGAAGCAGAAGAUAUUUAUCGGAAACUUCUUGAUAUUAAUCCCGACAAUUACCUGUACUAUGAGGGCCUUCAGAAAUGUCUUGGAUUGACUCCAAAUGGUAAAGCGUAUACCUCCGAGCAGGUAGAGAAGCUAGUGGAACUUUACGAUGGUCUUCGCCGAAAGUACCCUCGCUCUGCUGCUGCUAAGCGUAUCCCCUUGGAUUUCUUGGAAGAAGAUUCAUUUAAAGCAGCAGUUACUUUGUAUAUUCGUCCGUUCUUAAAAAAGGGUGUGCCCUCACUUUUUACUGAUCUUCGUCCACUUUAUAGUCAUCCUCGAAAGGAUGAGAUUUUGGAGGAGGUUUUUGUUGAAGUCGUGUCUUCCUUACAGACCUCGAAGACAUUUCCUGGCAGUUCUGACGUCGAGGCUCCCUCAACAUAUCUGUGGACCCUUUGUCUUCUAGCUCAGCAUUUCGAUAAAAUACGUCAAUACGAAAAGGCUUAUUCUUACAUUAACCAAGCAAUUGAGCACACGCCUACAGUUAUCGACUUUUACCUUGUGAAGGGAAGAAUACUGAAGCAUGCCGGGGAUCCUACGGCCGCUGCAGCUUUGGCUAAUGAAGCACGAACUAUGGAUCUUGCUGACCGGUUUUUGAACAGUGAAUGUGUGAAGCGCAUGUUGCAAGCUGACCAGGUCGAAAUUGCGGAGAAAACGGCUGUACUGUUCACUAGGGAUGGUGAUCAACACAACAACUUAUUCGACAUGCAAUGCAUGUGGUACGAGCUGGCAUCCGGUGACAGCCAUUUCCGUCAAGGGAAUAUGGGCAAGGCUUUAAAGAAAUACUUGCUUGUGGAGAAACACUACAAUGACAUGAUUGAGGAUCAGUUUGACUUCCACACUUACUGCUUACGUAAAAUGACUUUGCGUGCAUACAUACGGAUGCUGCGCUUCCAGGAUCAGCUACACUCGCAUCGUUUCUUUUUUAGGGCUGCUACUUCGAUCAUCAGAUGUUAUAUUAAACUCCAUGAUUCGCCCCCGAAGACUGCAGUAGAAGAGCACGAAGCAGCUUUAGCUGGUUUGCCAACUGCAGAACGGAAGAAAAUGCGCCAGAAACUUCGCAAAGCAGAAGCAAAAGCUAAAAAGGAGGCAGAAGAAAAGGUCAAAUUGGAAGAACUUGCCGCUAACGCUGCUGCAAACAAAGCAGGGAAGAAGGGGGCACAGACACCUCGACCUGUAGAUACGGAUCCGGAUGGUGACAAACUGAUGAAUGUUGAAGAUCCUUUAAGCGAAGCACUAAAGUAUUUGAGACUUUUGCAAGAACACUCAGCAGAUGCUAUUGAAACCCAUCUGCUUGCCUUCGAAGUGUACUUCCGCAAAAAUAAGAAAUUGCUUGCUCUUCAGGCUGUGAAGAAACAGUUGGCAUUAGAUCCAAGCAGCCCUGAUGUACACCGUUGUUUGAUACGCUUGUUCGAGUCAUUGGACAAAUUAAGAAGUCCAGAUACUCAUGCCGAGAAGAUUAUUCAUGAUGUGAUUGCUAUAGAGAGAGCAUCAAUGCAGGAACUCGGAGAAAAAUCUCUUCUUGACGCAAACAGAGAUUUCCUUGCGACCUAUCGCGAUUCCCUGCAGCAUAGGGUUGCUGCAGCAGAGAUUCAUCUUCUUCUCUGUCCGGAUGCUAAGUCUGAGGCAAUUAAGAUAAUUGAAGAGUCGCCUGAAAGGGUUGCAUCAGCGUCAAAUGACGCUGCGAGCGAAUGGUUUCUGAAAAAUUGCGUAGAAGUACAUCAAUUGUUGGAGAAUUCAUUCGGGGAUAAAGCUGCAGCAACAAAAUGGUCAGCACGUUGUGGAAAGUUGUUCCCUUUCUCAACGUAUUUUAAAGGUGCCAAAUGCUCUGCAGCACGACUGGAAAACAUACAAGACUCAAAUCACUCAGAGAAUGGAAAGGUCGAAUCUGAAUGCGAGAAAGACCACACCCAUUCAGUGAAUGGUGGUGUCAGAGACUUAGUUUUGAGCUGAACAGAACAUAUUUUUAGGUCUUAUUCAAUUUUUCACCUGUCAAGGUUGUGUUUAUGCUGACCUUGAUAUAUUAGGGAGGAAUUAGUUAGAUUCUUCUGAAGGAGUUCACAUGAGUCCCAGUUUUUUGUUGAGGGUGAAUUGCACGUGAAUAACUUGUUCAGAUGUUACUAUGAGUUAGCUAUGCCUUCUACCUAGGUUGAAUCCUUUCUCCGGAGUAACGCAGUUGAAUGAAGAUACCUAGAGGCGUAGAACUUAAUGUGAUUUCAGGUGUUCCUGUAGAUGAGUUACUGGAACCUGGCGAUGACACGUUGUGGUGCCUCUUGCAAGAAUGAAAAUAUUGAUGUCCACCAAAGUGCAAAUACGUUGUCACGUACCUUAAUAGUGGGCGUCAAAGGAGGAAGAGAGUGUUUUGGAGAGUACUUUGGACAACCCUGCGAUGAAAGAUAGUCUACUGUGUAGAGAUUCUUCAGAGAAUGCAUUGUCUUUGAGGAAGUGGUUAGUGUUUUUUCUUCAAAAAAAAAAGUUUAUAAUCUCUUGAUA
Physcomitrium patens is the source of this 3548-nucleotide messenger RNA. RefSeq names its product N-terminal acetyltransferase A complex auxiliary subunit NAA15. Gene Ontology annotation, cellular component: cytoplasm. Gene Ontology annotation, molecular function: protein binding. Lineage: Eukaryota; Viridiplantae; Streptophyta; Bryopsida; Funariales; Funariaceae. Gene Ontology annotation, biological process: N-terminal peptidyl-methionine acetylation. The record is from RefSeq and is a predicted model, not a curated record.